Iphiclides podalirius (scarce swallowtail) is the source of this 348-nucleotide messenger RNA. The record is from the annotation of a GenBank genome assembly. Lineage: Eukaryota; Metazoa; Arthropoda; Insecta; Lepidoptera; Papilionidae.
AUGGGCCGUGCACAGGGAGCUGAAGGGCCGCGAUGCGAUCACACUGAGCAUUCGCCGUCUCGCUCGCGCGGAGCGUCUGGGCGCGCGAUAGAGCAGGACGGGACGGUCAGCUGCAGCGCGAUUGCGCGGGCCGUCGGGGAGCGACGCGCGGGGCAUGCGGCCCGGUCGACAGCUGCGCCGCAUCUGCCGGGCUCAGGUGGAUUCCUUUUCGUCCUCGGCCUAAGAUCCCAAUACGGGCUUACGCUGAUCCACAGCGAAGUGCGCACACAAAACAAACAACAAACCACGAAGAAAAUUCCCAACACCCGGAAACUAUCCGCACCGCGACAGGCAACGUCGCGCACUAAU